This is a messenger RNA of Drosophila arizonae, 1191 nucleotides long. RefSeq lists its product as uncharacterized. Lineage: Eukaryota; Metazoa; Arthropoda; Insecta; Diptera; Drosophilidae. The record is from RefSeq and is a predicted model, not a curated record.
GUCAUGAUUCGUAUGCCAGCCUUUAACCUCUUUCUCUACAACAUACUUCUCUCCCAGGCGAUGCAGCGCGUCGUUCGCAUCAAAGAUGGACCCUCUGAUCAGUCCUCCUCCUGGGACCAGUUGGCCCUAAUCGGGGGCCUCAGGACCUCCAGAGAGCUACCAACGGAGCAUAACGAGUUUCCUGACUCCAUGGUGUAUCUGAAUUACUUGAUCAAUGCCUCGGCGCUCUUGGCAGAUGUUAUGCAGCGUCGAAGACUCGGCUUUCUGGUUGUCGUUGUAAUUAUGUGGAACAUAUUCGUGCUCGAGCGUAUCUUGGCCUUUGAAUUGACUCUGAUCUGGUCAUUGUGGUCUAACGACAUCAGCUCCCUGACCUACGCCAUUGUCAUAAGCAGCAUCACGCUCACGAACAUCAUUCACUCGAUGCUCAUCUACGAAUCGAUAAAGAUGCAUCACGGCCGCCUGCGUUUCAGGAGGGGGGAGAAGUAACAAAGUAUGCAAUAGCUGCUCCGGCACUCGCCCAGAGUUAUUCUUUGUCCACUUAACUGGGUCGUUCAGCCAGGACUCACAAACACAAACACACACAAAUAUAUGUCAGAGUCAGAGGAUUAUGCUGUAACCCUGGGGGUGCGGGUACGAUUCACGGCGUGGCACCGGGCAUUGCAACUACAACUACAAAUUCUAGGUCGUUUGGUUCAACUAAUAAAUAUGCCAAAAUACUCACACACUCGGUGAGAGCCUCAGACAUUUACAAAUGAAUCGCAGCUGAGGGCUGCUAGUCCCGAAAUAAAUCCAUUAAAUAUUUGCGGUUAAACGCACCAAAAACAAACCGCAAAAGUAAAUCAUACCCAAAGUAGACACCGGACCGGACAUGGCCAAGAAUUUCUCUCGGCUUGGUUCGGUCCCAUUUUUUCUUCGUACGCAAAAAUAUUAGAUUAGAAAUUAGGACAACCAUGCACAGCCAAGAGGCAGUCGGUCGCUCAGGCAGUAGAGCAUAACGCCAUUUACUUGAUUGGAGAUGGGUGUAAAGGCCCUUCGGCAAGCCGAGCAAUAAGAGCGGAGGGCAUCUAACCAUCGUCCAGCCGAAAUUCUAAAUGGUCCAUGGUGAAACAUAAAUCAUUGAAGCUGACAUCUCACCAUUUUUACUGAACUUGUACAUAUACAAGUGUAUAUGUAUGUGGCUAAAGCUCUGCC